AUGUUGAGGAAGUCGGAGCUCACCCCCGAAGAUGCAGGCGCCUACCAGCGCCGGGUGGACACCCCAAGCUACGGCACAAGCAGCGACUCUGGGGCCAAGGAACCGGACCUUCGUCAUGAAAUGGUGCACGAUGGCCCCACCUCCUUCAACUUCAGCAACUUGUACCGCUACGCCACAAAGUUCUACUCGCGGUCGGUCAACAGCGCGGCUCUCGACUAUCUGUAUAUCGCCAUCUUCCUCUUCAUCACGGACUACGUCUCGUACGUGGCGUUCUACUACAGCGCCGAGCGACAGAUAAAGGCACUGAGGGGUGAAGCGCUCAAGCACAUGCUGUACAUGGACAUCAGCUGGUACGACGCGCACGACGUGCUGCAGGACGGCAUGGGCCACAAGCUCGGCGAUUCGUUUCGAUACUCGAUCCAGUUUGUCGUGGGUUUUAUCAUCGGAUCCGCCCAUGGGUGGGAUAUCACGCUGGUGAUGGCGUGUGUGAUGCCUGUCAUGGCGCUCUCGCUCAGCUGGAUGAUCAAAACGUUCACGAUCAUGUCGGACUUUGCCCAGAAAGUGUAUGCUGAAGCAGGAUCAGUGGCCAAGGAGACACUGGGCUCUAUCCGCACUGUGGCUUCGUUGAAUGGAGAGCAGAAGGCAAUUGAGAAGUUUGAGAGCAAGAUUUUCAAGGCAGAGACGGAAAACAUCAAGCUGAACAUGGUGGUGACAGUGGUGUAUGCGCUGUUCUUGGCUAGUAUGUGGAUCAUGUACUCCGUCGGACUCUGGUACGGCGGGUGGAAUGCUUCAAAGGGGGAACCAACGCCGGGGGGUGUUUUCGCUGCCUUCUUUGGCGUCAUGAUGGGAACAGGUUCUCUCGGCCAGGUUUCCCCGAGUGUUUCCGCUGUGGCUAAGGCCGCUGGUGCUGUUGAGCAACUGUUCUCGAUCCUGGACACUGCGAGUGCUAUCGAUGCGGAGAAAGAGGACGAGGGAAUCAUUCCUGACACGUGUGAAGGCAAGAUCGAUGCGGUGAACGUCAACUUCACGUACCCGAGUCGUCCUGACGCCCAGAUCCUGCGCGACUACAAUGUCACCAUUGAGCCUGGUCAGACCGUGGCUUUCGCUGGUGCCAGUGGCGGCGGCAAGAGUACGCUGAUUGCUCUGAUUGAACGCUUCUACGACCCCACCAGCGGCACCAUCUACCUCGACGGACGGGAUAUCGGCAUGGUGUCGCAGGAACCUGUGCUGUUCGCCACGACCAUCUUCGAGAACAUCGCCAUGGGUGGCGACAACGUGACCCGUGAAGAGGCCAUCGAGGCCUGCAAGCUGUCGAACGUGCACAACUUCAUCAUGUCCUUGCCGGAGCAGUACGACACGCUGGUGGGCGAGAAGGGCGUCUCUCUAUCUGGCGGCCAGAAGCAGCGAGUCGCCAUUGCCCGUGCCAUUGUCCGCAAGCCCAACAUUUUGGUGCUGGACGAGGCCACGAGCGCGCUGGAUAACGAGAGCGAGAAGAUUGUGCAGGCAGCGCUGAAUAACCUGAUGGCCACGACCAACAUGACCACUCUCGUAAUCGCCCACCGGUUGAGCACCAUCCGCAACGCGGACAAGUUCGUGAUCGAGCACGGCGUCUACCAGAACAUGUACCGGAUCCAGGAGCUGCGAUCUCAGGAGGAGCAGCAAGAAGCGGAGAAGCGUGAGGCCGAGAACGGACUAGAGAUGAGCGCGGUGGAGACAAACUUCUUGGACAAGAAGCCGUUCAACCUGUUUGAUUUACUGAAACUCAACGGACUCGCGCGGAACCACUUUGUCUUUGGGCUGGUCGGUUCCUGCGUCGGAGGCAUUGCGGUGCCAGCUUCAGCCCUAUUAAUCACGGGCAUGAUCACUGCUAUGACGGAACAAUACGCGCUCUUCGAGAGGACCUGGGGACCGAUCUCACCUGACAACGUUAAUGUUGGCUUUUUCGACGAGAAGGAGAACGCGACUGGCGCGUUGACUGCUGAUUUGGCUACGAACGCCACCAAGGUUUCGCUGAUUUGGCUGCUAUCGCUCAUCAUGCUGGUGCUUUUCCCCAUGUUGAUUUUCGGGGAGGUGGCGCGUAUGAAGGAGAUGGAGGAUGCUGGUUUGAUUUCAGAUGACUUGGCAAUCCCAGGAGCCCACGCGUCAGAAGUCCUUGUGAACAUCCGCACGGUUGCCGCUUUGGGUAUCGAGAAGAAGUCUGCCACCACGUUUAAUGAGCUGCUUCAAGAACCGCUGCGCAAGGGCCGGAAGGAAGAGCAGGUUAGUGGUCUGUCGCUGGGAUUCAGCUCCUUCAUCAUGAUGGCCAUGUAUGCGCUCGUGUUUUGGUUUGGAGCCAAGAAGAUGAACGGCGGCACCGUUGGUUUUGCGGAGAUGAUGCGGACAUUGAUGGCCAUCACGAUGUCGAUCCAGACGGCCGGAUCGACGAUUUACGCACUUCGUGAUCGCGUCGCCCCAAUUGAUUCAUUCACCUCCGACGGAUUCCGUCUAGCCAAGGUUGCGGGCCGCCUCGAGUUCAAGAACAUCUCGUUCCGAUACCCCACGCGCCCGGAGAUCAACGUGCUCAAGAACUACAACCUCACUAUUGAACCCGGCCAGACGGUGGCGUUCUGCGGCCCUAGUGGUGGAGGCAAGAGCACUAUCAUCUCGGGGAUCGAGCGGUUCUACGACCCCGUGGUUGGCGAAGAGCUGCUCGACGGCCGCAACAUCAAGGACCUGAACCUGAACUGGCUGCGCAGUCAGAUCGGUCUGGUGGGCCAGGAGCCCACACUGUUUAUCGGUACUAUCGCCGAGAACAUCGCGUACGGUCUGGCCGAGCAGCCGAGUCAGCAGGAGAUCGACGAGGCCGCUAAGAUGGCCAACGCGCACGACUUCAUCACGCAGUUCCCGGACGGCUACGAGACGCAGGUGGGCAUGAAGGGCGAGCAGUUGUCUGGCGGCCAGAAGCAGCGCAUCGCCAUCGCGCGUGCGAUCCUGAAGAACCCCAAUAUUUUGCUGCUGGACGAGGCUUUGAGUACUAUACAAGUAGAUUUGCUUUGGGAUUUAGCGUGUCAUGCAUUUUAG
Molecule: messenger RNA, 3060 nt
Organism: Phytophthora sojae
Lineage: Eukaryota; Oomycota; Peronosporomycetes; Peronosporales; Peronosporaceae
Exons: 10
Coding region: 1-3060 (1019 amino acids)
Biological process (GO): transmembrane transport
Cellular component (GO): membrane
Molecular function (GO): ABC-type transporter activity; ATP binding; ATP hydrolysis activity
Source: RefSeq, a predicted model, not a curated record